GCUAAUUAUAUGUUGAAAACUAGCAUAAUACCGGUGGUGUGUUGUGUGUAUCCUUUUUAUAGCCAUUUCUCGUUAUAAUGGAAGCUAGUCCUCGUGUUUUGGGGAAAGCAUCCAAGAUAAUUUCCCUUGCUUUACCCAAAGGAACGGAAAAAUUGUGUGAACUUUGUCAAAAAACAGCGCACCUGCAAUGCACCAAAUGUCGGGUCACCUUUUACUGUGAUGCAGAGCACCAGCAGGCUGACUGGGUGGGGAUCCAUGAGAGAAUCUGUCAGAUGCUUGUUACCAUCCGCAGCCCGACAGUCUUAAGCCUCCAGCAGGCAGGAUGCAUUCAAUCACAGCUUGUAAAGGCGGAGCUGAUUGAGAUGUGCAGGUUGGUGGCUCAGAGUAAGCUGUCUGAGGGGAAGCACCAGGAAGCUCUGCCCGCGGCCCAGUUCUGCCUGCGCUGCUCUAAAGAUGUUCACGGCCCCAGAUCUGUCCAAAUGGUCCCAGCCUACCUGCUGCUGGCUGAGGCUAACAUGGGUAUGGGUAAUCUAGCCUGGGCGGCGGAGCUCCUGUCCCAGGCGGAGUGGGCGGCGCUGAAGAGUUCAGAUCACGUGGUCCACCAACGUCUGCACAGGUGCCUGGGUCGCCUCCACACAGCCACUGGAAACCUGGAGGCUGCGCUGUUCAACUUUGCAAAUGAUAUAUACUUUGCCAGUGAGGAGUAUGGCCUGGAUAGCACAGUCACUCGUGGAGGAUACUUUCUCAUGGCUAAUGUGUAUGCCAAACUUGGGGGGUUGCCUAUUGUUCGUUCCUUGUACUCCGAGGUGGCACAAACUUGGCACUGCCAUCUGACCAAACUCCUCGACACCCACGUACAAAAUGUCCAAAGUCCUGACACAGAGUUGGAGCCAUAUGAUGAAGCCGAGCGAGUUGAAGUGGAUGAUAUGUUAAGAACAAUGCUGGAGUUUGAGCAGAAUGACUCCAGAAAAGACUCAGCUCAGAUUGCACUGGUGGCUCACUGCCUGGCCAUGCUGUGGUUCCUAGCAGGUGACUCCCUAAAGGCACUGGGAUUUGGCAACACUGCCCUGCAGGCCAGCCAGCUGAUACCAGACCUGACGGAGCCCAUCCAGGGCCUGCUGCAGCUGCUGCACACCGCCCGCUAGUCCCCAUACCUGCCCUGCCCCGCCCUCUGCCUGGAGAUCUACACCCCCGGGACAUCUGUUUAGCCCCACACCACUUCACACAUGUAUAAGUAGAAACCCCCCUGAAUUGGUCACAAAUAAAAAGUUUAUGAGUACAGAGUUUAUGAUGUCAUUUAGGGUUUAUCCAGAUGUUGUGUAAGCGGACAAUGAAAAACAAUGGGGGGAAGAAAAAUACAUUUGUGCUCAGUCGAAUACCCCCAGGCAAAUAAAAAUGCCUAGAGAACAUUUGAUAUUAACAUAGAACAGGAUAUAUGCAGGAAUCCGGAAGUCAAAUGUAGUAGCUACCUUUUAAGACCCUUUCCAUACAU
Messenger RNA from Gymnodraco acuticeps, 1492 nucleotides. RefSeq names its product zinc finger, MYND-type containing 12 (gene zmynd12). The transcript is spliced from 8 exons. Bases 78 to 1145 code for a protein of 355 amino acids. The record is from RefSeq and is a predicted model, not a curated record. Gene Ontology annotation, molecular function: protein binding. NCBI's taxonomy places the organism in Eukaryota, Metazoa, Chordata, Actinopteri, Perciformes, Bathydraconidae.